Molecule: messenger RNA, 1305 nt
Organism: Dermochelys coriacea (leatherback sea turtle)
Lineage: Eukaryota; Metazoa; Chordata; Testudines; Dermochelyidae
Gene: ELOVL4
Product: ELOVL fatty acid elongase 4
Exons: 6
Coding region: 295-1239 (314 amino acids)
Biological process (GO): very long-chain fatty acid biosynthetic process; fatty acid elongation, saturated fatty acid; sphingolipid biosynthetic process
Cellular component (GO): endoplasmic reticulum membrane; endoplasmic reticulum
Molecular function (GO): fatty acid elongase activity
Source: RefSeq, a predicted model, not a curated record
CGCUGCGGCGAGACGGGGGGGAGAAGGUUGCCGGCCAGGUCACGUGAUUCGAGCCGAGCGCCGCGGACCGUCCCCAGCCGGCGGACUCGGAGCCCGGCGCCUGCUCCGCUGCGCCCGCCCGCGCGCCCUGCCCGCGGGCACAGGCCGGUCCGCGCGAGGCGGAGUCUGCGGCGGGAGACCCAGCAGCGGCACACACUUAAAUUACGUGCCCGGCGCGAGCAGCAGCAGCAGCAGCAGCUCCGGCACAGAGGCACCGCCGCGCACUCGCCCCACACCCCUCUGCUGCUGCUCGCCAUGGGAUCCGCCGCCGAGCAGCCGGGCCGGGCCACGGGCCUCGCGUCCAGCCUGCUGAACGACACCCUCGAGUUCUACCGCUGGAGCUGGAGCAUCCGAGACAAACGUGUUGAUGACUGGUUCUUGAUGCAAUCUCCAUUUCCAACGCUGACUAUAAGCACUCUUUACCUCCUCACUGUCUGGCUGGGUCCCAAGUGGAUGAGGAGAAGAGAACCCUUCCAAUUGCGCUUCUUAUUGAUUAGCUACAACUUUGGAAUGGUUCUACUUAACUUCUAUAUUUUCAAAGAGCUAUUUUUGGCAUCCAGAGCUCAAGGAUACAGCUAUAUCUGCCAGACAGUGGAUUAUUCAGAUAAUAUUUAUGAAGUCAGGAUAGCUGGUGCUUUAUGGUGGUACUUUGUCUCAAAAGGAAUUGAGUACUUGGACACAAUAUUUUUCAUCCUGAGGAAGAAAUUUAACCAAAUCAGUUUCCUUCAUGUCUAUCACCAUUUCACUAUGUUCACCUUGUGGUGGAUUGGUAUCAAGUGGGUUCCAGGAGGACAAGCUUUUUUUGGAGCCCAAAUGAAUUCUUUUAUUCACGUUAUUAUGUACAUGUACUAUGGAUUAGCUGCCUGUGGCCCUAAAUUUCAGAAAUAUCUGUGGUGGAAACGAUACUUGACCAUAUUACAAUUGAUUCAGUUCCAUGUGACUCUUGGACACACAGCCAUGUCUAUUUAUAUCGACUGUCCCUUCCCUAAAUGGAUGCACUGGGGUGUAAUGAUCUAUGCUAUCACCUUUAUUUUCUUGUUUGGUAACUUCUACUAUCGGACAUAUAAAAUGCCCAAGGAACCCAUUAAGAAUGGCAAAAUAGUGAAUGGUACUGUUGCAAAUGGUGUAAGCAAACGAGAAAACAAUCUAGCGGUGGAAAAUGGAAAAAAGCAGAAAAAGGGAAAAGCAAAAGGAGAGUAACUUAUCCAGGCCUUAACCAUUGCUGGCAGUGGGGAACCUCCAGUUUGGUUUAAAAAGAAAAAGAAA